GCAAUGUUGCCACGACUUCUGCGACGACCGCGAAUAAUCCUAUGUUUAGGGUUGCCGUGUGCGAAGGUAGGCUGGGUGGCAAGGGUUUUGUUGCCGUGUCCGAAGGAAGGCCGGUGCGAAGGGUCUCUCUCCGGUGGUUGAAGAUCCGGCGGCUCGGGUGCGAAGGAAGGUUGGGUGCCAAGGGUUCCUUAUGUAGAGGAUCCAAAUACUCCGGAAGAAACGUUUUUGAUUCAAUAUUAAUUCAAUGGAGCCCCCACGGGUUGGCGUAGUUACUCCAAUAGGUCUUGAUGUCAAUGCUCAACGGGUGCAAAAUGCCUCGCAGCGUGCUUGACCUCCUCCAUGCAAAGGGGUCGCUGUGCUAGGGCAAAUGUCCACUGUGAUUUUUCCCUUUCCAGAAAGUGUGGGUGCGCCCUGUAGGGGCCCCUAAGGACUCUGAUAAGAUAAUAUUUGAGCGUUUGCAAAAGGAAUUUGAUGCUGCAUGCUGCUCAAACUGGAGUGACUUUAUAUUCGUGCUAAAAUCUCGCAAUGGAAACACAAAAACCACGAUCCGAAAAGCCACGUUCAGUUGAUCCAGCCAUGACUUCAUGCAGAAAGAAGAAAUCAGAUGAUGCUGGCUUUUUAGAGGAUCUGAGAGAUCAUAUUGAUGAAUUCAUUCACGCAUCGAUGGAUGAGCACAAGAAUUGCUUUCAGAAGACGAUUAAAAAGAUGUUCGGAAUGUCGAGGGCAGUCGCACAGAGAAACGAAGAAAUUAAAGAAGCCGACAGCCUUUUGCCUCUUCAGACAACCGUCAGCCAGGAGUCGUCCUAGUUGCAGCUAACUACUACUGCAACUGAUGUUGAACAAAUAAAUAGCAAGACUUUAAUUUAAACACUGUUGUUUCUUUCGUGCUACAGGCCAUGAUAUUUGAAUGCUGAGUCCAAACACUUAUCGUUUAAUGUUUUCUUAUUUCUUUUGCGUUCA
Messenger RNA from Zingiber officinale, 960 nucleotides. RefSeq lists its product as uncharacterized. NCBI's taxonomy places the organism in Eukaryota, Viridiplantae, Streptophyta, Magnoliopsida, Zingiberales, Zingiberaceae. The record is from RefSeq and is a predicted model, not a curated record. The transcript is spliced from 6 exons. Bases 526 to 807 code for a protein of 93 amino acids.